ACAGUGAUGCAGUCUUUCAGAGAGACAAAACUAAAUGGAGAGGAUAGGGAAAUAAAUAGGGAGGUAUAUAGACAGAUAUAGUCAAGUAUACAGAUAGAAGGAGAGAGACUACAAGAGAGAGAGGGAUUUUUGACUUUAGAGGGGAGCAGAUGUUGUGUGUUCUGCAAAGAUUCGGGAUGUUCAAGAAACCAGAGCAGAGAAAGGAAGAACAAAGAGAAUAAAAGACACAAUUAUUUGAAGUCCAGAAAAUAAGAGACAGCUCAAAACAACAGGCAGAGGACAUCACUGCAAGAAUAAACCAAGACAACAACAACAAUCCGAGAAUUUGCAAAACACUGGUCUCAGAAUGUGGGUGAUUGUGGGCAUGGUCUGUCUCUCUCAGUCCAUUAUGGGUCAGCUACUAGAGGCAAAGUCCAAAGGAGCUCCACCCCAAUUUAUCUGCAGCAUUCCAGGGUUGCCAGGAGCACCGGGAAAGCCUGGCCCCCCCGGACCUCAGGGAGAGGAUGGACAUGUCGGAAUUCCAGGAAGAGAUGGGAGGGAUGGUCGGAAGGGGGUUAAAGGAGAAAAAGGAGAUCCAGGCAUCAGAGGUAGAGUUGGGCCGACUGGAAAGCUUGGGGAGCGUGGAGACAGAGGUUUCACUGGGAAACGUGGCCCCGAGGGUGAUCCUGGAGAUUCGGGGCCUCCUGGUCCUCUAGGACCUCUCGGACAGAAGGGAGACAAGGGUCAACGUGGCCCUCCGGGAGCACUGGGCGUCUGCAGGUGUGGAAGUUUGGUUCCCAAAUCCGCCUUCUCUGUAGGCAUCACCAGUAGCUACCCCACUGAGCAAGCACCAAUCAAGUUCAACAAAGUCCUGUUUAAUGAGGGCAGCCACUACAACCCCGAGACGGGUAAAUUCAUCUGUGCGUAUCCAGGAAUCUACUACUUCUCAUAUGACAUCACUCUGGCCAACAAACACCUGGCCAUCGGAUUGGUCCAGAAUGGACAAUACCGGAUCAAGACGUUUGAUGCCAACACCGGCAACCAUGAUGUGGCAUCUGGCUCGACAGUGAUGUUUUUGAACCCAGAGGAUGAAGUGUGGUUGGAGAUCUUCUACAGGGACCAGAACGGGCUGUUCGCUGAACCCGGCUGGGCUGACAGUCUCUUCUCUGGGUUUUUACUUUAUGCAGAUACAAAUUAUCUGGAUACACUGUCGGAGGACUACUAAUAGUAGCAACAAAGACACUCCAAUGCUAAAUUAAAGUUUUCAAGAGAGGUUAAAGUUUUAUUACCUUAUGGCCAAUGACCGAUUUCAUGUCUUAAAGGGGUCAUAUCUUAAGGGAAUAAAAUUUACUAUGAACUCAAAACUCCCUUCACAGUUAAAAAAGCAUAUUUAUCAAAACUAAGCUGCACAAAUGGCUUAUUCUGAAAUCACUGAGAAAUGCAAGUUACACCCACUACAAAUCACUAAUUACAAGUUACACCCCCUUAAAAAAAAAAAAAAAAAAUAAACGUUGAAAUGCUGACUUGACGUAAGAGUUGGCUGCCACAUUCAUACACUGUGUUUCUUGUGUUUAUUGGGAAUCCCACAGGAAGCCUACACCUAUACCUAACCCCUAAACCUAAGCAUAAUCUUAACCCUACUCUUGUAUCUAACUGUAACCACAAAGAUUAAUAAAUGAAAAGUUUGCAAAAUUAUAAACAAUCAAGCAACUUCAAAGUUCUAGUGAAUAAAAGCAUACGGCCAUUUCGCUAAAUGGCAGUAGUGAGGAAAAAGCACUGAAAAUGAAAAGGAGAAGCUCAGAAUUACUGAGUAUUUUCUCAGUGAUUUCUUGGUAAAAUAUCUAAACAACUUAAAAACAACAACAAAAAAAUUACUUGUGAAGCAGAAUUACAUAAGAUGGUAGUUCUUGUUUUCAGAGAAAUCUAACAAAAUUUAGUGAGGUUUCUUUUUAAGAAAAAAACAACACCAGUGGGGUAAGAAAAAAAAAAGUUUGUUUUCCUUUUGAAUCAAGUUUUUUUUCUUACCCCACUGGCAAAUAGUUUUUAUUUUAAUAUUUAAUAUUUAAUAUUUCUAAAUUUGGUUCAAUUUCUCUGAACUAGACAAAAUAUCUUAUAUAAUUUUUCUUCUCAAGUAAAUUAAUCUUGUUUUACCUCUUAUGCUCUGCAGGAUAUUUGGGCUGCCGCCCGAAAAAUUUUUAAGCUCCCUGUUCACACAUAGAGUGGACUAAUUUAAUAAAAAUGUCCUCAUUUUACAGAUAACCCCCUAAAUUUUAAGAAAUGAUUGCAAUAAUUAAUAAAUAACAUUGUAGAUGUUUACAAUUUUAUGAUAAACAUUUUUUAAAUCUCUAAAGUUUAAAAGUAUGCCAUUUCAGUUCUGUGUCCUCAAUUUUCAAGCAAAAUGUCUUAUUUUAUUCCACUGGAUGGCAGCAAGUACUAGAAAAAGAAUUUUCCCUCUAUCACCUUCCAUCACAUUAUACUGAUCUGAAAUGUAGGUGGUGCUCUAAUGCAUUUUAGCCCUCACCCAUAGGCAACAAGUCUAUUUUUGAAGUGCUGAGAGCUUUCACACUGUUUUGUUAAAUAUCUUGGCAUCCGAGUUGUCUAGAAGCACAAUCUAGGUGUCAUUGAAAGGCAGAAAAUCCCAGCUUUACAAUGAUGUGUAACAUUUCAUCUUCUCUAGAUGAAAACCUAUUUUGCUCGAUUAUUUUGCUGAUUUGUUUCUCUUUUUCUACUGAACUUUUUUUUUUUUUUUUUUUUUUGACACAACAUUGGAUUAUUCUCCCAAGCAAGCUAACAAACAAGUGAAAGAGUCAUUUCUUUAACUAAUUUUAAAGCUAACAACCCAAGGUAAGAUUUGAUAUAAAUUGUGAGGCUAUUUUGGGCUUACAGAUCAGUAGUCAGCAAAUAAAAGAGACAUUUGCAUUUUAUGCCUUACCGAAAUAAAAUGUCACUUUGUGAUAUUUUUUUUUUAAAUAAUUCAAACUGUGGUAUUAUGGCAACAAAAUAUGAGAAUGAGAGCUUUCAUUUGAAAUAUGACUUUUUUAUUUAAGUUCCAUGUGAAGGAUUUUUAUAUUCAUUUUAAUAAUUUGCGACACAAAUGUUUUCAGGCCUUAUUUUGUUAUUUUAUGUAACUAAAUGCUAAAGUUAAGUUCUCUAAAAAGUUCAGAUUCUAAGCUUUCAAAUGAUACCAAAUAUGCCUAACUUAUGCAUCCCUGGACUUCAGGGUAUUAAGUGUUAAUAUGGCUUGUCAUUUAGCGCCUCCCCACGGGCCCGACGGUGGGCCCACAGCGUUUAAGAGGUUUUAAGAAUGUUUAAAUAUUUUUUAUGUAAACAAGACAAAACUUCUCAAGAAAAUUAUUUGUUUGCAGUGUGUGUAGUUAGCAGGCUAAUCGGCUAGCAGCGUGCUAAGAUAUGGGGUGAAUUCCAAACAUAAGUGAUCAUCUGUAUAUACUCACUCAACUCUUGAUGUGGUCACUCUGAGGGGCAUGGCAUUACUAUAAGAAUGUCACCUUCUCUGACAGUCUUGUGAAAAGACACUUCAUGAAAAAAAUAUUUAACUUUCGUUUGGAACAACCCUUUGAGUGGCGACUUCCCGCAGUGCCCUUCAAGUGCACAAAAAUGGCAUUUGGAAAACAACCAUGCAUUUAUGCUAAGCUAGAAGGCUAACUGGUAAGCUUGUGAGCUAACUGGAGAAAAUAGAAGAAGAAAAAAUCAAUAAUAAUAAUGUAAUAUGUGUCAUAUUAUUUAAAAGGUAUUCUUUGUCAUAUUUACAUAAGACAAUAUGAAUCAUACAGCGAUUGCAUAGAACCUUAAAAUUUGUCUCAGGCAAUAGAAUUGUUUUGUGAUCCAAGAGGGCAUGUCGUGUAGUUGCGUUUCUUGUUGACUGGUAUGACGCAGACAGAUACAACUGGAAUCCUUAUAUUUCUGACAUCAUAUACCUGAAAAAUUAACAUGACAACCCACUUUAAUACACUUUAUAAUAAGGUGGAAGCAGUAUAGAUAAGAGUUAACAAGAGUCUGUCAAAUCAUGUGCUGUUCUUAGCUGUGUGUGGCCCCUUUGUCAUGCAACAUGCUAAGUUUGUCUUGACAAACUUUCUCUUUCUAGUUAGGAUUUAUGUAUAUGUUAAAUAUGCUAAAACUACAUCUAAUAUUAAAGAAGUGAAAAGAGUAUAUCUAAAGACCAAUAAUUGUCUAUAACAUGUCUUGCCAUGUCUAUGUUAGCUCAUGUUAAACUAUUUUUCCUUUAGACGUGUUCAUGCACUGUUUCCAAUCAACUAAAUGCAAAGACUGGAGCAGAACCUCCCUUGGUUCUGUUUCAUUGCGUUGAAUGAGUCAUUCCAUUCACUGUGUGCGUCUUGUAUUCAGUUUAAUUCUGCAUUGGAGAAUUUAUCUCAUGUCGGAGCGAACAGCUCAACCAUCUGGAUACAAAUCCUGCAGCUGGAAGGGAAUUUGAUAUCUGUGUGAGUUUUACUAUAAAAUAUUUUUUGUUUUGGAUGUACUGGAUGGUUUCAAGGAAAGAAACAAAUGGUAUUUGUUUCAAGGCUAAUUUCAAAGUUUGAAUUCAAGUAAACAUGGUGACAGCGGAUUGGACCAAAAUGACCCAUAAUUUUGCACUUGUGUGUGUGUGUGUGUGUGUGUACAGAUACUCCAUGGCUGUGUUUUAAAUUGAAGGCAGCUCAUUUAGUCAUUGACUUCACAGACAGCAUUUUGUGUUAAGGCAGCUUCUAAGGAUGCUGUUUCAGACAGCCUUCAAAGGCACCAUAACGUCAUGUCUAAUGAUCCAAAACAAAUUUAAGUGAACUUUACACAUACUGUAACCACGCAAAUAUUUAAUGAGUACAAUGCUUAUUUCUUCUAGGUUGAAAUAGAAAAUGUAUACAACUUAUAAGACAUUUAUAAAUAAAUGUACUUCUUAAAUAUAAAAAAAUACUGAAAACACCUUCUUUGAA
Molecule: messenger RNA, 4925 nt
Organism: Myxocyprinus asiaticus (Chinese sucker)
Lineage: Eukaryota; Metazoa; Chordata; Actinopteri; Cypriniformes; Catostomidae
Product: complement C1q tumor necrosis factor-related protein 7-like
Exons: 3
Coding region: 347-1204 (285 amino acids)
Molecular function (GO): protein binding
Source: RefSeq, a predicted model, not a curated record